GAAUAACCAUUGUAAAACGAGCGAGAUUAUUUUCAUGAGGUCGUGGUAAGAGCACGCACUGUGCAGACGUAUAAAAGGUGUACGUCUGCAGGAAUCCGGCACACAUCUAACAGCAUGAGGGCCACAGUAGCAGCUCUUGUCUUGUGCCUUGCGGUGUCCAAGUGCACCAGCCAAACAACAGAGCCAGUUCCGCCAUCGACUGGUCUGCCGCCCCCUGAGCCGACUGGUACUGACCUGCCACCGCCAGAACCCACUGGCACUGACCUGCCGCCGCCAGAACCCACUGGCACCGACCUGCCACCGCCAGAACCUACUGGCACUGACGCGCCACCGCCAGAACCAACUGGCAGCGAGCAGCCACCACCUCCUCCCAGUACUGAGGCCCCCGCACCUCCCGCAGAGCCGACGACGGCGCCUCCAGCUUCUCCCCCACAGAGAACCCCUGCUGGUGGGCGCGGCCGCCGUCCAUCUGGUGACCGCUUUGGCUUUGGGCCAGGUUUCGGCACCGGCUUCUUCCCAGGAUUCCGCCAGCGCUUUCCUUCCUUCAACACUGGAUUCUUCCCAGGAUUCAAUGGCAUAUUUCCAGGCAUCAGGCCGGGUUUCUUUCCUGGCUUUGGACGCUAAAGAUUAUUCCAUCGACUACUGAAGUUCUGUACGCAAUGCUGUUAAAAAUUAUGAGUCAUUAAAGAAGCAAUGAAAAAUUAA
This is a messenger RNA of Schistocerca nitens (vagrant locust), 705 nucleotides long. RefSeq lists its product as uncharacterized. The record is from RefSeq and is a predicted model, not a curated record. The transcript is spliced from 2 exons. NCBI's taxonomy places the organism in Eukaryota, Metazoa, Arthropoda, Insecta, Orthoptera, Acrididae. The coding region runs from base 115 to 624 and encodes 169 amino acids.